AUGGAGCUCAUCCAUGUUGAUGGCAAGGGGAACUACACAGUGGCGGAGCGCGUGCAGCGCGCCAUGGCCAGCAGCCGGCAGCUCCUAGCGUCCUUUGUCGACGUGAGCGCGCCGGUCCACUGGAACACCAGCCAGUACAUUGCCGAGUACCUGAUCGGCAACCCACCGCAGCGCGCCGAGGCCCUCAUCGACACCGGUAGCGACCUCAUCUGGACGCAGUGCUCCACCUGCAGCCUCAAAGGAUCCUGCGUCAUGCAGGGCCUGCCCUACUAUAACGCGUCCAAGUCGGACAGCUUCCACCCCGUGCCAUGCAACGAAACCUUGUGCCUAGCCAACCGGGCGCACUCGUGCCGCCGGGAUGGCAGCUGCGCUUUCGGGGCCUUCUACGGCGUUGGCGACGCUAGAGGGUCCAUCGGCACGGAGGUCUUCACCUUUGAACACGGCUCGGUGACGCUCACGUUCGGCUGCGUCGACACGCUGAAGAUCACUCCGGGGGUCCCUUGA
Molecule: messenger RNA, 504 nt
Organism: Aegilops tauschii subsp. strangulata
Lineage: Eukaryota; Viridiplantae; Streptophyta; Magnoliopsida; Poales; Poaceae
Source: RefSeq, a predicted model, not a curated record